This is a messenger RNA of Zygosaccharomyces rouxii, 273 nucleotides long. RefSeq lists its product as uncharacterized. Lineage: Eukaryota; Fungi; Ascomycota; Saccharomycetes; Saccharomycetales; Saccharomycetaceae. The transcript has a single exon. Bases 1 to 273 code for a protein of 90 amino acids. The record is from RefSeq and is a predicted model, not a curated record.
AUGCAUGAUGCUGUAGCCGUAGAAUUGGUACAUGAAGAUAUGGAUCAAAUCCUUGCCGAUAAUUUUACAGAACAGGAGCAAUUCGUCCUUUGGGCUAGAGAUCAAGACUAUGAUUUAGAUACUUGCCUCGAACUUUGUGACGUUGUGCAAUUUUUUAAUGAAGAUGUAAGUGAGAGAGAGGCAGAAGAGAGCUGGGGCAUGGCGGCAGCAGAAGGUGAUUUUGCUAAGCUUCGAGAUUUAGAGGAUAAGCAAGAAUUCGGACUGGCCCUAUGA